GAAAAUUAUAGUUUCUUUGGAUCGAAAAAUGGAUCAUUAGUUUGUAAAUAACAUCAUUUCGAUAUCUCUAUAGAGUGUACAGAUCAAAAGAAGAAGAAAGGAUAUUUUUUCAUCCGAAUCAAGCAUGGGUUACCAUUCUUGCUGCAAUCAACAGAGGGUUAAGAGAGGGCUUUGGUCUCCCGAGGAAGAUGAAAAGCUCAUUCGAUACAUCACCACUCAUGGAUAUGGGUGUUGGAGUGAAGUCCCUGAGAAAGCUGGUCUUCAAAGAUGUGGCAAAAGUUGCCGCUUGAGAUGGAUUAAUUAUUUGAGGCCUGAUAUUAGGAGAGGGAGAUUUACUCCUGGGGAAGAGAAGUUGAUUAUUAGCCUUCAUGAGGUUGUAGGCAACAGAUGGGCUCACAUUGCUAGCCACUUGCCUGGAAGAACAGACAAUGAGAUAAAGAACUACUGGAACUCAUGGAUCAAGAAGAAGAUACGAAAGCCAUCAGCGGCUCUAACCAACAAUGCUCCUAGUGCCACUGACCAUUCCCACAUUAAUUAUGUUCCAAACCAACUAGAGUUAAUGAACCAGGACUUGAUGACAAGGGCAAUUCCUAAUCAUCAAGAAACCCUAUUUUCUUCUUAUCAUGCCCCAUUAUUUAUGUUCGACACGUCAAAUACACUUGAUGGGGUUCAAGUUCUUCAACAUGGUAAUACUGUAAGAGGAGAGCUUUUUAACGAAGCGGCUAAUUUAAACACUGAGGGCACUUGGAACCUGAAUCAGCAUCAAGUGCAAGCCUUCCCUUCUUCGACUUCUUUCACAGUGGAUAUGGAUUCCAACAAUUAUCUGCCGCCAUUGGUGGAUAAUAUGGAAAACUUGGGGGUACCUAUUGAAGUCCAAUCAUGUAGGAUGGAGGAGGAAGGAGAAAUGACACUUGAGUGCUUGCAGAAGCAGCAGCUGGAGUUGAACAAAUGGGUUGAAUCCCAGCAAUGUUCAAACUUUAUGUUCUGGGAACAACUCGGAGGGGAAGCAUUGCCACCCACUUCAUCAAACAUGGCAACUACACUAUCUUCAUUCCCCGCAUCUUUAUAAAUUAUUGAAAAGACCUUUGCUUUCCUUUUUCUGUUCUUUUCUGCUUUCUUUUUUGUAACUUUAUUUGGUGAUGAGCUUGUGAAAUGUGAGGGACUGCAACAUAUAUACAUAAG
Hibiscus syriacus is the source of this 1182-nucleotide messenger RNA. RefSeq names its product transcription factor MYB86-like. The transcript is spliced from 3 exons. Lineage: Eukaryota; Viridiplantae; Streptophyta; Magnoliopsida; Malvales; Malvaceae. Bases 125 to 1069 code for a protein of 314 amino acids. The record is from RefSeq and is a predicted model, not a curated record.